AUGAUUUCGGCUAAUCUUACAAGCAUUUAUUAUGAUAAUGAUUUUUUUACUGCACCUGCAGAAAUAAAAAAUCCCUGUCCAAAUCAACGUGCUAUUACUAGGCCAUUGUUAUUUAUUCACAAUUAUUCAUUGUUCAUUUUUGGUUCAAUAUUAAAUUUUGUUGCAUUUAUUAUCCUGAUGCAACGUUCAUUACGUUGCCAUUCAACAUUUGCGUAUUUAGCAUUUUUAUCCUUAUCAAAUGGAUUAUUAUCAUUAGUACGUUUUAUACAUUGGAUGUCAACAUAUUAUUUACACAUACAUUUCGAAAAUAAUUUAUAUACUUGUCGGUUUUCUCAUUUUGCGUUAGACUUUUUAACACAUUUCAGUUUAUUUACAUUGGUGUGUGUUAAUAUUGAUCGUGCACGAACCGUAACAAGGAACGCACCAAGAAGACAAUAUCCAAACUCGGCAUUUCAAAUGGUUGUUGUCAAAGAAUUUCUUAUUGGUAUCAUUUUAUGUAUUUAUCAUUUUCAUUGGCUAGUCAAAUUUGGUUACGAAGUUUCAGAUGAUGAAACACAACAAACAGUUUGUAGUUCUGAUCCAAAUCGAACACCAUUAUAUUUUCUUUUUCUUUCAUCAAUCUAUCCAAUUUUCGAAUUAAUUAUAUUUUUUUGCCUUCCUCUUCUGAUGAAUAUGAUCUGUACAAUUUUAAUUCUACGCAGUUUACGUUUAAGAAUGCGCACAGCUGAACGUUUCGGUCCACGAAGACCUUCAGUUACUAAUGCUAAAAAACAAAAACUUUACGAACGAAUAUGUGAAAAGCUUGCAUGCUGUUUUCCUUCAACGACAAUCAUAUCAAAUGUAUAUUCGUGUUGUUGUUUUCAAAUACAAUUUCGACGGCAUUCAGAAUUACGUUUAAAAAUGGGUCGAACUCAACAAAGUUUAACAAAAUACGAAGAAGAAAACAAUGCGAGUCAACAGCGACAAUCACCAAGAUCAGCAAGCUGUCUAUCACAAGAUAUUCAACAAAUAACAACAACUUCAAUAAUUUUACAUAAAAAACAUCGUAUUCGACGUAUACGUGAUAUACAUUUAUCGGCUAUGCUUAUUACAUUAACUAUUCUUUAUUUAAUAUGUAAUUUACCAUUUAAUUUUCAUCAAACAUUUGGAACAAAAUUAUACGAACACAAUUCAAAUGCGUGUGCUAUAAAAUUUAUACAUCUUUUACUUGAUACAUUGCAACAAACAUAUUUUUCAACAAAUUUUUUCCUUUAUGUUCUAACAAAUCGACGUUUCAGAGAAGCAUUCUAUACUGCAAUUAUGAAAAUAUGUACACGUAAACAACAAUAUUUUCACAAGAGAAAUAUUCAACGAAGAAAAGGACCAAUUAUUAGCUUGAAUGAACCAACACCCUAUUUCAAUAGGCUAUCCAAUGAAUAUGAAAUUAUUUCAGUAUCAGCUCAACAGAAUCACAACAAUAUUCAUUCUGAUAUGGAAUUGACAGAAAUGCCGCCAUUUCAUCAACGCACUAUUUUACGGCAAAAUGAAAAUAAUGAACUCAUGUCAAAAACUGUCACGUCCGAAGAAUUAUCAAGCGAAGAAUAA
Molecule: messenger RNA, 1584 nt
Organism: Rotaria socialis
Lineage: Eukaryota; Metazoa; Rotifera; Eurotatoria; Philodinida; Philodinidae
Source: the annotation of a GenBank genome assembly